Pelodiscus sinensis (Chinese soft-shelled turtle) is the source of this 2075-nucleotide messenger RNA. NCBI's taxonomy places the organism in Eukaryota, Metazoa, Chordata, Testudines, Trionychidae. The record is from RefSeq and is a predicted model, not a curated record.
UUUUUCUCUCCUUCAGAUAAUGUUAUCAAAAAAUACAGCUUCUGAAUUUUUUCCCCAAAACUGAGUUUAUUAUAUGGUUUGGAAGAAAUCCCUGUGAAAUAACCUUUAAGGAAACAUUUAAGACGUGGGCUUACAAACAAUGGAAAAAUACGCUGUGUUAAAAGUACUUGGAGAGGGAUCCUUUGGGAGAGCUCUUUUAGUUUUUCAUAAGAGUAGUGACCAGAGAUAUGCAAUGAAGGAAAUAAGACUUCCCAAGUCUCCUUCUGAAGUACAGAACUCAAGGAAGGAAGCUAUUCUAUUGGCUAAAAUGAAACAUCCAAAUAUUGUUGCCUAUAAGGAAUCAUUUGAAGCUGAUGGACAUCUGUAUAUAGUGAUGGAAUACUGUGAUGAUGGAGAUCUAAUGCAAAAGAUUAAAUUUCAAAGAGGAAAAUUGUUUCCUGAAGAUAUGAUACUUUGUUGGUUUGUACAGAUGUGUUUGGGAGUGAAGCACAUUCACGACAGACGUGUGUUGCAUAGAGAUAUCAAGUCAAAGAAUAUUUUUCUCACUCAAAAUGGAAAAGUAAAAUUGGGAGAUUUUGGUUCUGCACGUCUUCUUAACGAUCCAAUGGCAUAUGUUUGUACAUUUGUGGGAACUCCUUAUUACGUACCUCCAGAAAUAUGGGAGAACAUUCCGUACAACAACAAAAGUGAUAUAUGGUCCCUGGGAUGCAUUUUAUAUGAGCUCUGUACUCUUAAACAUCCAUUUCAAGCCAAAAGUUGGAAACAUCUCAUCCUUAAGAUAUGUAAAGGAUCCUACAAUCCACUUCCAUCUCAGUACUCCUAUGAACUUCAUUAUUUAAUAAAACAGAUGUUUAAGAGAAAUCCGAAGAACCGUCCAUCGGCCAGUACUAUUCUUGAAAGAGGCUGCUUAGCAAAACUAAUCAAAAAUUGUUUGCCAGCAGAGGUUACAGCUGAGUUGAAACAAAGAUCAGAGGUAACCAAGAAACACAAAUGUGAUUUGGGAAGAAUAAAAGCAGAUGCUGUCAGUACAGGUGGGCAUUCUGAUAACGGACAACGUGAAGAUCAAAGUAGUACAGGUGGUAAUUCAGAAUUGGAGAACGUUACCAAGCAUUUGAGUGAGAGGACACUAAAUGAAAGGGUCACUGGUGAAGAGGUUUUAUCAGAAAACUGUGAAGCCCCCCUAAAGAAAGCUAGUUUGCCAAGUUCACACAGAAAACGUUGGGAAAAAGGAGUGUCCAAUACAGUGGCAAAUUUCCUGGAAAAUCCAUCACUGCUUUGUUCCAGAUUUACAUCUGAAGAGGAUAAAAGUGGCUGUGUUAUAAAAUACAGUGAAGAUAAGCCACGUAAGCAGUGGAUUAAAGAAACUCCUCACACCUUGAUGAAUAUUCUCAAGAAUGCCGAUAUUAGCUUGGCAUUUAAAACAUACACUAUCUAUAAACCAGCCUCAGAAGACUUAUUGAGAGGUCCACUUUCUGAGGAAGCCAGCGUAUCUGAUGAAAUAGAUGGUGAAGGUGAAGCCAUUAUCACAGAUUCUGAGAGGCUUGAACCAAGAUCGGAUGAAGAAGACACGGACUUUGAAGAGGAAGAUGAUCCAGAUUGGGUGUCUGAAUUGAAGAUGAUGGCCAAAAUACAGUAGACUGUUCUGUAGCAAUAAUAUGUACAAUAUGUAAAUUACAGUUGUUAAAUGGAUCUAAACCAAUUUUUCAAGUUAGUUAUGAAUGUGUAAGUUUCAUACACAGUAAAUGGAGAAAAAAUAUGCAUAAUAAAAAUUAAAACCCAAAUGACAUGAACAAAUCUGAGUAUUGAAUAUAUACUUGAACCAGGUGUUAGUUUUGUAGAAAUGCCCAGGAGAGUAACACUGUUUAAACUGAUCACAGUGGGGCAUGUGCAAGGAAUGGUAGCACUAAAAGAACAGUAUGCAAGGUGUUUCUUUUUGAUUAAAAAGAUAUGUGUUUUAUAAUAGAAACAGCUGAUGUUAACUGACAAUAGUUUUCUGGAUUAUAACAACUUUUAAUAAAGGCCUAUGGCUCUCUCCAACCAGUUUGUAAUCCUGUGAAAAUGCCCUGGACUUGAUU